Molecule: messenger RNA, 870 nt
Organism: Aspergillus heteromorphus CBS 117.55
Lineage: Eukaryota; Fungi; Ascomycota; Eurotiomycetes; Eurotiales; Aspergillaceae
Exons: 3
Coding region: 246-641 (131 amino acids)
Source: RefSeq, a predicted model, not a curated record
GGUUGGCGGCGGCGUACCAACCUCAAGCUGGGGAAGGAUAGACAGAUUGUUUGACUGAUAAACGUGGUGAGUUCUGGAGGUUCGUUGUUGACGCUAAGCCAGUGAGAGAGUGGCUGUCACGGUUAGUCAGGCAAGGUACGGCCGGAUACGGGCUUCGACUACUCCAGAGGUGCGGAGUACUCAAGUGCUCUUCUUCCCUGCCCACUCACCCCAUCGCCUCCCCAUUGCUUGGAAUCAUCGCAGUCAUGGCUGGUUCGGACUCCCCGAUAGAACAGACGGAAAAGUCUCUAGUGCAGAAAGCUAGAGCAUGGGGUGAGAGCUCGUUUCCGCCCACCCUCCUCGCGUCCCUCAUCACCGGGCUGCAUGGGCGCCCAUUCCAGGCGCUUCCGAUGCUGUUCCCUCCGAUCCUGCUAUUCACAAGUUAUGCAAAUCUCCAGGGGUUCAAGACCGAGACUGCCGGUAUCAGCGCAGCGUGGUCGGGGCUGUAUCUGUUGCUCGCGAACCGGCGCAAACAGGUGUUUAAGAAUAAAUGGGGCCCGGGGGGCAUUGUCCGCGGCGCGGCCAUGGGUCUUUCCUUCGUCAACCUGGUCUGUGGCGGUCUAGCUUACACGCUGGGGAAGAGAGAUGAGGAGGAAGACUAAACGUAAAAUGCAUGCCCUGGUUCGGGCAGUACGAUUAUGCAGGGUCUUCCGGGUUCAUGUACAUCAUGUACGAUAUUAGCUAAAAGUGGGAUAGGCGUUGUUUUGGGUAUGGUGUUUUGGUUCCCUUGAAACGGCGAUAUCCGUCGAGUAAGACUCGACGGAUGCGCUCUUAAAUAAGUCAUCUAUUUGUGUACACUCUAUAUCAAAUCCUGGGCAGCUGGUUGUUGAG